GAGGAGGGAAGGGUGAGCUGUCUGAGGCCAGCAUGGAGCCAGAGAGGAAGGGGUUCUGGUCGGCUUCUUCGGAUGGAGAUGGGAGCGAAGGAAAUAAAUUAAUACAAGGAAUUUCUCAAGACUUGGCUUCCUCCCCUAAAUUAGACAGAUACAAAAUAGCAAGGCAGUUAACAGAAAAAGCCAUCAAGGAGAAGAAGAUUUUCUCUAUCUAUGGACACUACCCAGUGGUGCGUGCCGCUCUGCGGAGGAAGGGCUGGGUGGAGAAGAAGUUCCACUUCUUGCCCAGGGUCAUUCCCAACGUCGAGGAUGGAGGCACCCGGGUCCCUGAUGAUAAACCUGCUGAAGUGAAAGAAAAUAAAGAAACAGCUGUGGAGAGAAUAGAGGACAUCCACGAUGUGAUGUCUAGGUUGGUAAAAAACGAGAUGCCCUACCUUCUCUGGACCAUCAAGAGGGACGUCAUUGACUAUCACAACCUGACCUGUGACCAGAUGCUGAACCACUACGCCAAGACUGCCUCCUUCACCACCAAGAUCGGGCUGUGCGUGAACAUGCGGAGCCUGCCGUGGUAUGUCCCGGCGAACCCCGACUCCUUCUUCCCACGCUGCUACAGCCUCUGCACUGACAGCGAGCAGCAGGAGUUCCUGGAUGACUUCCGGCGUACCAUGGCAUCCAGCAUCCUCAAGUGGGUGGUCAGUCACCAGAGCUGCGGCAGGAGCAAGCCCAGGGCUCAGGCGGAGGAGGCCGAGAGCAGCGAGCUGAGCAGCAGGACAGAUGCUGAAAAUGCUGAGGCAAAGCUCAGGGGCCUUCCUGGGCAGCUUGUGGACGUCGCGUGCAAGGUGUGCCAGACCUACCUGGGGAAGCUGGAGCAUGAGGACAUCGACAUGGCAGAGGGCACCACGGAGGACCUCACCGAGGCGGAGUGGGAGGACCUGACCCAGCAGUACUAUGCCCUCAUUCAUGGUGACGCUUUCAUCUCCAAUUCAAGAAGUUACUUUCUGCAGUGCCAGGCUCUGCUGAAUAAAAUCACAUCCGUGAACCCUCAGACAGACAUCGACGGGCUGCGGAACAUCUGGAUUAUAAAGCCUGCGGCCAAGUCCCGGGGCCGAGACAUAGUGUGCAUGGACCGUGUGGAGGAGAUCCUCAAGCUGGUGGCUGCAGAGCACCCUCCUUCCAGGGACAACAAGUGGGUGGUCCAGAAGUACAUUGAGACACCAAUGCUCAUCUAUGACACCAAGUUUGACAUCAGGCAGUGGUUCCUUGUCACGGACUGGAAUCCCCUGACCAUCUGGUUCUACAAGGAGAGUUACCUGCGGUUCUCAACACAGCGCUUCUCCCUGGACAAGCUGGACAGCGCCAUCCACUUGUGCAACAAUGCCGUCCAGAAGCACCUGAAGAACGAUGCGGGCCGCAGCCCUCUGCUGCCAGCACACAACAUGUGGACCAGCGCCAGGUUCCAGGAGUACCUGCAGCGCCGGGGCCUCGGUGCCAUGUGGGGUAGCAUCAUCUACCCGUCCAUGAAGGCAGCCAUAGCCCACGUCAUGAAGGUGGCUCAGGAUCACGUGGAGCCUCGUAAGAACAGCUUUGAGCUCUACGGGGCCGACUUUGUGCUCGGGAGGGACUUCAGGCCCUGGCUGAUCGAGAUCAACUCCAGCCCCACCAUGCACCCGUCCACGCCCGUUACGGCCCAGCUGUGCGCGAAGGUGCAGGAGGACACCAUCAAGGUGGCCGUGGACCGCAGCUGUGACAUCGGCAACUUCGAGCUCCUGUGGAGGCAGCCUGCGGUCGAGCUGCCCCCAUUCAGCGGGUCUGACCUCUGCGUGGCGGGCAUCGGCGUGAGGAGGGCAAGGAGGCAGGUGCUGCCCGUCUGCAACCUCAAGGCCUCAGCCUCGCUGUGGGAUGCACAGCCGCUGAAAGCACAGUGCCCUCUCACCAUGCGGGACCCCACCCAGGGACCCACACGACCAGCUCGCCAGCGAGACCUGGGACUGAAGGAUGAGAAGGGGCUCCCCCUGGCCUUGCUGGCACCCCUAAAAAGGCCAGCCGAGAGCGGCAGAGCCACGCAGCCCCCCCGCACCAAGGCUGCUGGGAAGGCGGAGCUCCCUGCCUGCCUCUGCCGCCACGUGGACAGUCAGGCCCUGAACACCAGUGACCCUGAAGCCCAGCCGGCCAGAUAUUCAGAUCCAAACCUCUUUAAUGUGCACCCCCUGGCGCCUGUGCUGCAGGGCCUGAAGACAGAGGAGAGCACCCUGCGUCCGCCACCCGGAGCCCCAGGUUCGUGACAGAGUCAGAUGCUCUGCGGCAGGAGGCCAGGUGGCAGCCGCUCUCCCUCCGAACGUUGAAUUCGUCCUUCCACUGUCUUGUCUUUACCAUGGCUCUCGGAAAAUCGGCAGAGCCUGCCAUCACUCCAAGGGGAGCUGUCUGUUCUAUCUGCCGGCUUUUAAGACUGCUUUAAUAUGAUAUCUGAGUAUUCAAUUUGAUUUUCAUUUAUUCAGCCUGGAAUUUAAAUGU
This is a messenger RNA of Saimiri boliviensis boliviensis (Bolivian squirrel monkey), 2508 nucleotides long. It is a transcript of the gene TTLL8, whose product is annotated as tubulin tyrosine ligase like 8. The record is from RefSeq and is a predicted model, not a curated record. Gene Ontology annotation, cellular component: axoneme; microtubule cytoskeleton. Gene Ontology annotation, biological process: protein polyglycylation; cilium movement; cilium assembly. Gene Ontology annotation, molecular function: protein-glycine ligase activity, initiating. NCBI's taxonomy places the organism in Eukaryota, Metazoa, Chordata, Mammalia, Primates, Cebidae.